AUGGCUUCCAUGACCUCCUCCCUCGUCGGCCAGCGCCUUGUGGUCAAGGCCAACAAGGCCGUCAGGGCCCGCAACGUCCAGGUCAAGGCCAUGGCGUCCAAGCCUAAGGUGAUCACCAAGGCGGCCGAUUUGAGACUCAUCGGCAAGGCGGUGACCGCGGCCGAGGAGCUCGGCCUUCUCGGCAUCGCCGACGGCAUCUCCCUCGCGUCCAUCGAGAAGGCGGGUCUCCUCUCCACCGCCGAGAAGGUCAUCUACGAUCGCGGCUCCCCCGGCACCAUCUCCACCCUCGGCUUCCUCCUCGCCGUCGCUGGCGCGGGCGCGGUGUACGCCAUCCCCGACGAGACGACCACAGAGGUGGUCCUUCAGGCGGUGCUCGCGUCCGCGUGCGCCGUCGGGUUCGGCGUCUCCCUCACCGCGAGCUCCCUGCUCCGCAAGCUCCAGAACUGA
Messenger RNA from Micromonas commoda, 447 nucleotides. RefSeq lists its product with no specific name. The coding region runs from base 1 to 447 and encodes 148 amino acids. NCBI's taxonomy places the organism in Eukaryota, Viridiplantae, Chlorophyta, Mamiellophyceae, Mamiellales, Mamiellaceae. The transcript has a single exon. The record is from RefSeq and is a predicted model, not a curated record.